Messenger RNA from Formica exsecta, 8025 nucleotides. RefSeq names its product lateral signaling target protein 2 homolog. Gene Ontology annotation, molecular function: metal ion binding. The transcript is spliced from 6 exons. Gene Ontology annotation, cellular component: early endosome membrane. The record is from RefSeq and is a predicted model, not a curated record. The coding region runs from base 409 to 4167 and encodes 1252 amino acids. NCBI's taxonomy places the organism in Eukaryota, Metazoa, Arthropoda, Insecta, Hymenoptera, Formicidae.
GACAGCUGCGUCUUUUUGCGGACACUCUGCCCGCACGCUUGUCACCUCAGUUUUACCAACGCGCGUUUCGGCCGACAUGCAUUUCCGCGAGUGAGCAACGCAGGCAGGCCGUUGUGCGAGGUCGAUCAGUCGUCGUCGUCGUCGUCGUCGUCGUGAUCAUCGUCAAUGCUGGUACGCAUAAACUGUGUCGCGUCAUCGUCGUCGUCGUCGUCCUCGUCGUCGUCGUUGUCGUGGUUGUGGUUGUCAUUAAUCGUCGCUCGUCGUGCAAGCUCGUCGCCCAAAUCUCCGGGGUAGUGUGGCUCCGGAGAAACGCGAUAUGUCAACGUCGCGAGUGUCUCGAUCGCGACGAGGGCAGUGACGACGUAUCCGUCAGCAUACACACACCGAUGACGUCAGCGGUAUCGCGAUAUGAUGGAGUCCAUCAGAAAAUGGUUUUACAGGCCUAAGAGGGACGAUACAAGUCUGCUGGCUCAAUUCUUUUACGCUGACGAAUCCCUAAACGCGGUCGCCUGCGAGCUGGACUCCUUCGAUGGCCGACAAGAGCCGGAGAGAUGCACGACGUUGGUGAAUCAAUUGCGACAAUGUCAAGACAAGGUGCUGACCAUCUGUAAUCAGAUUAUGGAUGAUCUGAUACCCGAAAGCCGUGCCAAUCGGGACUUCAGAGUGAAGUUUCCCGAUGACGUGAUGCAGGAGAAUCUGGCUGGACAGCUCUGGUUCGGCGCGGAGUGCUUGGCGGCUGGCUCGUCGAUUAUGAACCGGGAGGCCGAGAGCUCAGCCAUGAGGCCAUUGGCGAAAGCUCUCACCAAAUCAUUGGAGAUUGUCAGGAACUUGCUGAGAGAGCAUGCGCUCAAAGGCCACAUGAACUUGAAGACGCAAAAUCCUCUCGAACCAUCCUUGGAGAAGCUCAUCGAGUCGUUGAAGAUCUUUGAUCGGCUCUUUGCAGACUUUGAGCUGUGUUACGUCGGCGCGAUGGUACCGGUAAAGUCGACGAAGGAAUACGAGCAACAGGAACUCGUAUGUGUACUGUUUUCGGAGACUUUGCAGAGAGCGCUUGAGCGCGGGUUGUUGGACCAAGCGGAUGUAGACAAUUAUGAGCCGGCUUUAAUGUUUACUAUUCCGCGAUUGGCUAUUGUCUCGGGACUCUUGGCGCCACCCGGAGGACCGUUAUGCCUCAAUUCGUCCGAUACUAUAAGCGAGAUGUUUAGACCGUUCAGGAUUUAUUUUCAGACUCUUCUUCUCAAGAUAAGAGAAUUAUUAUGGACGUUAAAUAAUCGCGAAUUAUACAUGUUGGAGAAGUUAUUAUGCUCGAAUGAGGAGCCAUCCAGUUCGAUCACGCAGUCAACGAAAUCAGCGUGUCAGGACAUACCAGACUUGGAGGAAUAUGUUCAUAAUUUUUAUACUGGUUAUCCAAACUGCAAAGAGUUCAUCAUUGACUUUUACACCGUGACAAAAAAUACGGGUAAUAAUAUGGACGAAGUAGCGAGUGAUGCGGUUCAAUCGUUGGAUGAAAGCGGUCCGAGAAUCGACCAGUCGCCGAGCAGGAAGUGCGAACAGGAUAGAGAGGAACGUAGAGAACAGGAGAACGGCGAGGAAACUCGGCGCGAAGACUUAAACAUAUCGUCGGAUGGGUGUGAUAAUAAGGUAAUGUGUAAUAGCGGCGAAAAGACGCGGCAAAUUAAUGGGGAAAGUGUCGGUGAACGAGUGCAAUGCGGACGCGAGCUCUCUGACGUGUUGCGUGACAAUGAACGGUUUCCUCGUGACUGUGAUUCGGUUUCUAAUGGCGAAAAUAAUACCAGCGAGAGUUGCGAUUCGAUGGCGCGAAGUGACAUUGUGAGAUUGGACGUAGCCGGAAGCAGCACUUCCACGAAUAUUAUCGAGAACACGCGAAAUGGGGGAAACUUUAUUACUCCCGACGUAACUCACAUGCUCGAGGGAUGCUCCGACAACAUAGAGAUACCGCAGACGCAGUAUAUGCUUAAUCAAGUCACUCGCGAAAGUACCGUGGACGGCGAGGCCGCGCACAUACCUGACAACUCUUUACCCGAUCUAGAUUCUAAGAGACUCAUCUCGGAGGCGAAUAAAACUCUCUCGAAUCUUCUGCUGGAUUCGAGCGAAUGCCAGAACGAGAUUUCGGAACAAACGGAUUCCGGCAUAUGUACGGUAAUAUCAUCCGAGAACACUAGCUUGUAUGACAAGAGCCCGGAGGAGAAGAAGACCUUCGCCAACGAGAUCCAGAGAGAGGGAUGCGGUGCCUCGGACGAAGAAGACACGCAAGAGAACACUAGUUAUUCUUGCUCCAAUAUGAACUCGCCGAAAAGAAAGAAUCCCGAGAAUUCAUGCGUUUGCAAUACGAGAAGCGCUAACAAGGCAACAUUGGAUCAUUCGAUCGAGGUAUCCGGUUUGCACUCGAAUGGGGAACCCGAUGGAAAAAACAUUCCAAGAAUAUCGUCGAAUUUCGACGGCACUAACGAGGAAUUCAUUGGUGUAGCGUACGGUAAUGGCCAAUUAACCCUGUGUGAUUCCAAUCAGUCCACUUUCCAAAUAAACUAUUCCGAGAACUGGGAAAAUCUCAAUUUAAAUAUCGAUGCGUCGAGCUCCAGGAAAGAGUUCUGGGGAGAUCUGAAAUGUGAGAAUUGCCCGUCCACUUCUCGGAGUAUCGAUGAGAUUGGUAAAAAGAUCGAGAAAUACGCACAGGAUAAAGCAGCGACGAAGAAAACGCGAGACGAGAGGCAACGACGGCGACAUCAGCACAGAUUAGUGGAUCGAAAUACGCAAAGGACCCAUCACGGUAGAAGAGACGCGGAGAAAAGACACCUGCAGAUUAUGCAAUCGGCCACAAGCACCGAGAGCUCCAGAUCGAAUUCUACGGAUCGAGGUUUAAAUCCACGCUUGACCAAUCUCGGCGUCAGCUUGCAUCUCGGUCAAAGCACCAGGCAGAUGCCGAACUUUGGUAGUCACAGUCCGCACAUGAGCCCGAGGCUUCAUCAUUUCGAGUCGCGCAGCACCCCGAGCUCCGGGCAACGCUGUUGCAAUCUCGGAACGCAUUGCGCGAACAGAAACUCAUCGCCGCAGAGCAGAAAAUUAUUGGAUCAUAGAAGAUCGAAGUCCGAGCAGAUCGCGAGGAGCAAGAGAAGAGACGUCGAAAAGAAAGAGAAGCACGAGCGAGACAAGUACGCGCGCACGGAGCCUAUUAACAAUAAGAGAAAACGAGGGAAUGCAAGUUCCGGUAAUCUCAUGAUAAAUGACGGACUAGGCCCAAGGACGGACAAGAGCGGUCUGGUGACGGAGACCGUUGCAAUCGCGACUACACUGCCGAACGCAGCGGUUCGUCACGCGAGGGACAAUAAUUCGCAGAGAUCCGCGCGAGCGAUGAAACAAAUCAACGCGUCGACGGUAUCCGGCGUGCGAAACUCCGAUCAAUCUCUAAAUUACAAGCCAAACGUAGUAGCAUCGAGUUCCAGUUGUUCGAGCUGCUGUGAUUCGAGUUCGGAGACCAGCGAGUUUCAUAGCGACUGCCAAGACGACGAGGAGAUCGCGUUGGCGAUGCAGGCCGCCGAGAUCGCAAAUAGAAAUCAAAUCAGAGCCAAGUUUCGAUCCUCGGAAGAUCUAGUCCAUCGCCUCUUCGUUUGCAUAGCAGGCGUGGCGGAUCAGUUGCAAACAAACUUCGCAUCGGAUUUGCGGAACAUUUUGAAAUGCGUUUUUCUCAUGAACAGUAGUCAAAUAAUAGAGGAUACCGAAGGAUCGAAAGAUGAAAGUUCAGUUUCCACGAAUCAAUCAACGAUCGUAUCAAGCGACACGACGGAGACGGGAAGUAUUCACGAACGGCAAGAAUCAUUGCCCGAAUACGAAGACGCGGAGGAAACCGCAUUGACACACGAUCGAACUUCUCCCGUCACCGAGAGGGGGGAGGAGUGCGUCGAGAGAGCGCCCGCUUGGGUGCCGGACAACGACGCGCCAAGAUGCAUGGCUUGCCAGGCAGGAUUCACGGUCGUGCGACGUAGGCACCAUUGCCGAAAUUGUGGUAAAGUGUUUUGCGGUCGUUGCAGCAGCAACAACGUCCCACUGCCUCGUUACGGGCACACGAAACCCGUGAGAGUAUGCAACAGGUGUUUCCUGUACCAAGUGACGCCCUUUACUACGGUCUCGCAAGUCACGUCCACCAGUUGAAUAUUUCUGGAGUGGCUCGCAAAUCCGAUUAUAUUUUCUAUUUGAAAUCCCCGUGUGUGUUACAUAUUCCCUUUCGAUGUGUGUAACGUAUUCGCGCAAAUUUGCAACCGUUUCUCAAUCGUAAUAAAGUCAUUAUUCUUAUAUAAUAGGAACGAUAAUUCAAAAGAGUUCUCUUACAAUUAGUAGAGCGGGGCAAAUCAGGUGUAAUUAUGUGAUAUACUCGCACAGCGUUACGAACUUUAGUCCAAUGAAUUAGCUGCUGUUUCAUUAGUCGAAGCAGUCGUUAUUCGAUUCGGAAUUGUCAAACUAUUCGGGUAUUUGCUUCUCUUCUUCUCUCCUAUCCUUCUUAAGUGAUAUAUAUAAAUAUACAUUAAAUAUAUAUAUUAUAUCGGAAAAUCUGGUGGCAUUUGAUUUGCCCAAUUCUCCAUGUUUAAUAGUUUGUAAAAAGAGAAACCGCAAAAAAACGCGUUUAUCGAAUAAUGACGAAAAGAGAAAUUGGAGGGAAAUCGCUGUCACCAGAUCACUUUACCGCGUUGUUUAUACACUUACGUGCACUUAAGCUGUAAAAUUAGAUAUACCAGCGCUAAUCGCUCAUAUUUUUACACAUUGUGAUUAAAUAUUCUUCAAGAAAGUGUUACUACGAUUCGUGACAACUGUAACAACGCAAUUUAACUUUGGAUAGAUAGUAAGGUUCCCUGUAAAUUGUUCAAAUUUAUUUAAGAAGAUUAUGUCUCUCUUUUUUCAUGAGAGACUUAAGAUAAGAUUGUAUAGAGAGCUAAUUAUCACAGACAAGAGUGUCUUUAUAUAUUAUUAUUUUUAUUAUUCUUAUAAUGUGUUAUUUUAUUUCAGUUAUAAUAAUUAUUUUAUUAUCGUUAUUAUAUUAUUAUUCUGAUUAUUUCACCAUAUGAAUGUAGCUCUCGUAAGAAUUCGUUGUACGAAUGAAAAAUUAAAAAUGAUUAUUAAUUUCUUAAAUUAUAAUUUUUGUCGAAUUUUAUUAUAUAUAAACUAACACUUUUUAUUUCUGUUCAAAAUGUGAUAGAAUUUGUGUUUUCUAAAACAAAAUAUAUGAAUUUUUAAGAGUUAUCGAUAUGUUUAUAAUAAUUGCGAUGUAGAUAAUAUCCUUUUGGUACAUGCCACAAAAAUCCAUAUAAUAUGUUACAAUAUCAAAUAUUAUCAUUCAGAGUUAUUAAAACAUCAACCGCACACUCAUAUUUAAAAUAAUAAACUUGAGUAAAAUGUUAUUAAUUGCAGCAGAAUUUAAAGUCAAUAUAUAAAUAAAUGUCGUUACACAUCACCGUUUUGAGAUGGAAGAUUCUUUUUGAGGUAUUUAGAUUUCUCGUUAUAUGUAUUGAAACCGAAAAAUUAUUCCAUGUUUGCGUGUUUUUUAAGAAAACUCUUGGGUUGAUAGUCGAUAGAUUAUGAUUUUCCACGAAAGACAAGCUUAAGACUUUCGAAGUAUCAAAUCCUGUAUAGUGUUUAUAUACUUGUGUGAUGUAUAAGUGUGUACAUGCCUGGAGUACAUAUACUCGAAUAACGAUAAUGUUAAGGAAGAGAAUGUGAAAGAAAUUUCUUUUCUUUUUUUUGGGCGUCUAACAGUCGGAUCGCGUCGCGAUAAAAUUUCUAAGCAUCUACUGCCCGUUGAAGUAUUUCAAAGUAUAUAUACAGAUGUGUAGCGUACACGCAUGCACAUAUGAAGACACACACACACACAUAUCUAUACAUACAUACACAUAUACACGACUAGCUCCUCUGUGCCAAAUUUAUGACAAUACGUUUCCUUCUUUGUACAAUUCACACACGAAUUUGGUUCCUAUCAUAAAGCUUGGACAAAUAUUCCCGAUUAUCAGUAUAGAAGCAUCGCGUUAUAUUAAAAAUGUCCGGAAAAUGUAUAAUGAGAGAGAGAAAGAGAGAGAGAGAGAGAGAGAGAGAGAGAGAGAGAAAGCAGUAUUCGAGACGAACAUCCGAUAUAAUAGAAUGUGUGUGUGUGUUUUGAUUAAUAAAAAGACUGGUUGAAUGUACAGAUCGUUGUUUGCUCAUUAUUAUUUCAAGCAUUCGUCGUAAACGAUAUAAAUACUGAAUAGUACAGAUUUAUAUCGUUUCUAAUUUUUACUUUCAAUUAUAUUUUUGUUUCUAUUAUACAGCGAGAAAGAGUUUCUCUCAAUUUCUCCAACGUCUUGUCAAAUCCUCGCAAACAAAUUUCAAUUUGAUGUUUAUAUCAAUGUUUAAAAAUCGAUUAAAAAGCGAAAUAAUGUAUAAUAAUGAUUGACUCUAUUGGAAAUGAUAUUUAGCUUGGGAAAUGUGAUAUUGCGCCGAAUAUUACAAUCAGGAAUAUAAAGAAAUGAACGUAUCACAAUCAUAUAUAAACGAUUAUAUAAAUUGAGUCGAUUCUCGCUGCGGUUAGCUUUAUCGAAGGAAUGGCGUUAAUUGAAACCGAUGUGUAUCGAUUAAUAUGACAUUUAGAUACGAUUAUCGAUUUUCGUUACGAGGACGUAAUAAUGUCCCCUUAAACGACGAAUAGUGAAAUAUCGUUCGGCGAGGUCAGAUUUGGAAAUCGUUGUAUAUUAUAAUCGCGUGUGCAUUGUAAACUAUAGAUAGAACUUCCCGAAGAAAAAAAAAAAUAUAUAUAUAUAUGGUGUCCCCAUGGAGAGUGCUCGUACGAGGUGUAAAAUUAGCUAGAGAGAGAGAGAGAGAGAUAAAUUUAUUUCCUUAUAUAUGUAAGGAACACAUCGAGUAGACAGAAUAUACUUUUAAGAUUACGAACGCGCUUAGAGACGGAGAAGUUAUUUUUUACACGUAAUCUCGAUGCCUUGCUAGAAUAUCGAUUGUACUUUCGAUUUUGGACGCGAGGAAAUGUCACUCUCUGGCUAAAAGUUCCGGAGACCGUUACUAGAUAUUUCAAUCUUCUUAUAUAUGUGCGAAUCAGUUUGGUAACCAGGAUUUUCCCUGUGCCUAAUAUGUCAUAGGCUAGCCUGUGAAAAUAAACUAUAUAUAAAAGCAAAAAGAGAGGGGAAGAGAAAGAGGGGAAAAAAGAGAAAGCAUAAAAGAAAAAAAAUCGGAACGAUAUAAAAUAUAGAGUGGAUCAAAGAUCACGAUGUCAUGUGAAUAUAAAUUCGAAAUUAUACAAGUUUCUCGAAUGUCGAUCUCUAUGCGCGUGUACGAAAAGGGAAUAAUAAUUAAUAUUUAUAUCUCUCUUUUAUGGAACAUGAAUAUAUUGGAAAAUAAAAUAUUACGGUUUAUUUUUUUUUGAUUGGCUACUCACAUAUGCAAAUUGAUUCGUCUAUCGCAGCUGUAAUAUGCUCUUUCCAGCAUGGUGAUGUUGAUUCACUCGAUAUAUCAAAGGAGGGUUACGAUCUACCAAUUAAAUAAGAAAUUAUUCCGAUUAUACGAGGUGUUAGAAUGUGUACCUCGGAAUUAUUUUUGUAUUAUUUGCCUAAGUGUAUGCGCUCGUAGAAAUGUAUCCUUGGCGUGUUUGACGUGGGAUCGCAUUUCGAGUAAUCGGUAACGGCGCGUAAUCCCCAAGGGAAUGGAACGAUGUUGAAACGUUAAUUGACAUUAACAAUCAUGUUUGACGCCGAAUUAACUUGUGAUCGGUAUCGAAAAGCGAUAGAAUUUCUAUAUGCGUGACGUUAUGUCAAUGAUUUUAAAUUAAUGAGGAACGCAACGGGACUUGCGGAUAAAUUGUUAGAAGAAUAUGUGUACGUGUGUGCGCGCGCGCGUGUGUUUUGUGCGUGAAUACAAGUUAUCCGCAAUAUUGGAUCGUGAGACAAUUGAUGUCUCAUCAAUACUUGAAUGCAUUGUGGUUUCGGUAUAAUGGACGUAUUAAAAUACGAAUGUAAAUAAAGUUUGUUAUUCAAGGUG